Messenger RNA from Myripristis murdjan (pinecone soldierfish), 6316 nucleotides. It is a transcript of the gene phldb2b, whose product is annotated as pleckstrin homology-like domain, family B, member 2b. The transcript has 24 exons. The coding region runs from base 318 to 4607 and encodes 1429 amino acids. Gene Ontology annotation, biological process: regulation of microtubule cytoskeleton organization. The record is from RefSeq and is a predicted model, not a curated record. Lineage: Eukaryota; Metazoa; Chordata; Actinopteri; Holocentriformes; Holocentridae. Gene Ontology annotation, molecular function: protein binding. Gene Ontology annotation, cellular component: basal cortex.
GCCACUGGCUGGACCGCCGGCUCUGUGGGGUGCGUGUGUGUGUGUGUGUGUUUGGUGUGUGCAUGUGCGUGCGUGUGUAUGUGUGUAUGUGUGUGUGUGUGUGUGUGUGACAGAGUGUCUCCAAGACAGGCAACUCGUGGUCAGAGCUGCAGGACGCACAGGGAACGCGUCAGAUACCGAGGAGAAGAGUGUAAUCACAGCAGAUGGGUAACUGACUGAAUACCUUGGGCUGUGUGUGUCACUACCGACAAAUCCUGCGGCUGGAGGGAGUUUCGGUGGAACAACUGCGCAGUAGUGUUGGCGUCCCUUUCUCCACGAUGACAGAAGUGGCCAGUCCCGCUGCACUAAUGGACUCUGAGAUGAUGUUCCAACCAGAAUCAGAUCAGAGGAGUCCCACUGAACCUAAAUCUCCGCCCCUGGACUUGAUUGACACGGGGAAAGGGCUCAAGGUCCAGACGGCCACACCCCAUCUGGUCAGCCUGGGCAGCGGGAGGCUGAGUGUGGCGAUUACCCUGCUGCCACUUAAAGAAGGGGUGACUCGUAUCGGCCGAGAGGACGCCCCAGUCCCCCAGGACAUCACCAUCCAGGGGCCUGGCAUCGAGGCAGAGCACUGUCUCAUCAUAAAUGAAGGAGGGGUGGUGACUCUGGAUCCCUGCGGUCACCUCUGCAGUCUGGAUGGAGUGCAGGUCACCGUGCCCACACCACUCACACAGGGUUACUCACUGUGUCUGGGUAAGUCCUAUUUUUUCCGCUUCAACCAUCCUGAGGAGGCCAGCAGAAUGAAGAGCAUGCUGCCACAAAAGAGCCCCGUGUCCCCACUAGCCUACAGUACAGACUACUUGAAGUUCAGCAGUGACUACAGCCAUGCAGUGGUGGGUGGAGCCAGCAGCACGAGGGGCAUGCGAUCAGCCUCCGAGCUCCGGGAUUUGAUGGACACCUUGCAGCGCAAGAAGAUCGCCCUGGAGAACAGCCUGAAAGCCAAUGGGGAUGCUAACCCCUCCUACUUCAGCAUGACACAGUCUCCUCCCUCCACACCUAUAACAUCUUCUGCCUCCUCCUCGUCAUCCUAUCAGGAGCAGGCGAGACGUUUAUAUGGCUCUGAUCGCCCACCCUUGUCUAUCAAAUCCACUGCCCCUCCCUCUCCAUCCCGACGCUCUGACCCCUCCUCAUCUCUGAUGUCCCGCUCCUCUGCCAGCCGCAACCAGGACAGCUCCCUCCUCGGCAUCAGUGAUGGCCGGCGACCACACAACCAGGGCUCCUCUCCUUUACUGUUCUCAUGGAAUGGGGGUGGGUCUUCAAAUUCUGUUGCUGGUAGCGACAGCUUCCUCCUCUCUCCUCCUCCCACCUCCUACUCUUCAUCCCGUACGCCAUCAUCAGGAGGUGCGGCCAGCAUGCCCUCAAGCCCCCGUCUUGGACGGCGUAGCUAUGGCAACCAAGAGUCAUCACCCAGCAGCCGAACCAGGAAGUACUCAGCAGGCUCGGCGAGUGGGAUGCUUGGAGGGGGGCACAGCCGCUCACUGCCACGCCUAUGCCCUUCCCCCUCUCCCCGUGACAACACCAGACUAGUGACCUUGACAACACUGCCUCCACGAAGGUCUGAUGUCAUUGGGGGUUACAAACUCAGUAAAGACCAUUACAACAGCAUCAGCUGUAGCCAAAAUGCCGGUCCAGACCUCAGUCACAGCUCGAGCCAGCAGGCCUCCAGCAGGAGUCAAACCCAGAGCACAACACAGGGAGAAGGGGUCCUGUCCAUUUCCCUCUCCUCUCCUAAGAUCCUCACCUCUACCACUGCCUCCACCUCUGCCCCUCCUGAUGUGACCAUCCCAUCUAGGGCAGGGGGCUCCUCUUCCCCUCGCGUGGCCAAAAAACUCAGCUUGACCUCCACCAGCUCUGUGGGCUCCCUCAGCUCCACGGGCUCCAGCCCUCCAGAGCCGGAGAAGCCGGCCAGCCGUAUAGUCUCCACAGAGGGGGAACGGCGUGGGGUGGGCCAGGAGCUCAGCAGUGCAAUAGGCUUUGGACUUGGAGAGAGGAGGUCUUCCUUUGGCAAGGGGGGCUUGGAGCCUGGCCUGGGGCUGGGGGAGAGGAGGCAGUCAUUUGGCAAAGCGGGGGUGACCCCACCAGGGGGCUUCAGGGAAAGAAGGGGGAGUAUCAGCUCGCUGAGUGGGAAGGAGGAACUGACCGACUACCACCAACGGCAAAGAGAUGAGAGGCUCCGCGAGCAGGAGGUGGAGAGACUGGAGCGUCAGCGGCUGGAGACCAUCUUGUCUCUGUGUUCAGAGCUGGGCCGGGCCGAGAAGGACACAGGUACAAGUCCUGGCUCCGCUGUGGCCGACCUCCAAAAGAUCAAUCGGGAACUUGAGAAACUCCAGGUAAACGACGAUGAUGAUGCACCAGAGUCUGUCUUCUCAGACUCUUCAACCAUAAAUGGAACAAAUGGACAUAUCACUUCUGCCGGAUCGGAAAAUGGUUACGGUUAUGACAGUGACCUCCAGGUACGACGGAGGCGCUGCAGCGGUCACCGUGACAACAGGGCAGAGUCACCUGCCAUCAGUCUUCGAGGCUCCGCCCCCUCACCUUCUCCACAUGCACAGAGGAUCACUGAGGCUCUGGAUGAUGGAGUUCAUCGGCAGGGACACGAGGUGAGGCACACAGAAGAGGAAGUAAGACGUGUGGAGGAGGAGAGGAUCCAGGUGCUAAACAACAUGGAGGAGCUUGAGCAGAAGAUCAAAGAGCUAGACAACCAGAUGGAGGAAUCUGUCCGAGAGGUGGAGGUUGAGCAAGCUCUGGUGGAGGGUGAACAGGAGUCAGAGCUAGCUGCACUCCAGCAGGAGAAAGAUGCUCUGGAGGCACUCCACAACAAGAUGGCUGACCUAGAGACCAAGUCCCAGCAGGAAAAAGAGAAGGCGUGUGAGUUGCUGCAGGCAGAGAGGGGCAGAGUAGAGAGGUUGGCUCAGAGUGUGUGUGAGCAGCGCUCCCAGCUGGACAGUUGCCCUGAGGCCACCAAGGAACCCCUGCAGGAGCAGCUAGCCAGGGACUGUGAGGUACUAGAGGCAGAGACAAAGCGUUUUGAGGACUUGGAGUUCCAGCAGCUGGAGAGAGAGAGCAGACAGGAUGAGGAGAAGGAGACACACACACAGCAACUUCUCCGCGAUAUUGCUGACUAUCAGCGCAGCACUGUCACACGCAAGGAGCGGUUGCUGACUCUGAAGAAGCAGGCAGCACAGAUUACCCAGCAGGCUCAGCGAGAGAAGGACAGCUUCCUGAAGGAGAGGAGCAACCUCGAAGUCAUGAUGCAGAGGGAGAAAGAAAACCUUGCUGCUCUGGAAAGAAAAUAUGCAGAGCUUACUGGAGGGCGUGGUUUCACUCUGAAGGAGGGCUAUGUGACAGUCAGUGAAAUCAAUGAGCUUUACUCACAGCUUGACGGGGAACCUAAACCCACCCCUGUCCCCGCUCUGGUCAAUUCCUCCCCUGAAUCCGAGCCUAGUCCCUCCCCUGAUGGCAGCACCCCCAAACCAGCAGAGGAUGAGCAUUUCCGUUUGCUGGAGGAGAGGAAGAGGUGUGAGAAAGACGGUGGCACCCAUAUGAGCGAUACAUUACCCAGAAAGAAAACCACACCCAUUCUGCCCACUCAGUUCACCUGCUCAACACUGGGACGCAGCUUUCCUUCCAAGUCCCAUCAGCCUCUGAUGCAGAGCUCCAGCUGUGGCAGUAUUCUACCCAGAAUGCUCUCUGUGUCUAACAAGGAAGCAGAAACAAGGCGUCUGCAUAAAGGUCAGCCUGGCUCACGGGCAGCCUCCCAGACCAAUGUCUAUCUUGAUGCCUUUGGUUACCGUGACAACCAGGCCUUUGACACAAUGAGUGUGGACAGCUCUGACUCCAUAGAAACAAGCAUCUCUGCCUGCUCUCCAGACAAUAUCUCAAGUGCCAGUACCUCAAAUGCAGCCAAGCUGGAGGAGAUGGAGCGUCUCCUGAGAGAGACCCAGGCCGAGAAGAACCGUCUCCUUGAGCACAAGGAGCGAGAGAUGGAGGUACGACGGCAGGCCCUGGAGGAAGAGAAGAGAAGACGGGAGGAACUGGAGAAAAGGUUGCAGGAGGAGACGAGCAGACGUCAGAAACUCAUUGACCGUGAGGUGAAGCUACGAGAGAAGCAGAGGGCACAGUCCCGGCCACUAACUCGUUACCUGCCAGUGCGAAAGGAUGAUUUUGACCUACGGGCUCACAUCGAGUCGGCGGGCCACAGUGCAGACACCUGCUUCCACCUGUCCAUCACUGAAAAGACAUGCCGAGGCUACCUGAUCAAGAUGGGAGGCAAGAUCAAGACGUGGAAGAAACGCUGGUUCGUCUUCGACCGCAACCGACGCACACUCUCCUACUACGCAGACAAACAUGAAGCCAAGCUGAAAGGGGUCAUCUACUUCCAGGCCAUUGAGGAGGUCUAUUAUGACCACUUGAAAAACGCACAUAAGAGCCCCAACCCCUCCCUGACCUUCAGUGUCAAGACCCACGACAGGGUGUACUACAUGGUCGCUCCCUCUCCCGAGGCCAUGAGAAUCUGGAUGGAUGUCAUCGUCACCGGUGCAGAGGGAUACACCCAGUUCAUGGUGUAGCAGUGAGACUAGGUGCUGCGGGGUACGGCCAAGGCGCCACAUCAGCCAUGACAAGCUUCCACUCUUUGUGUCCUUGACGCUUUUGAUUUUCCUACUUCAUUUCUGGAUUUUCUUUAAGUAUCUGAAUGGAUGCUGUUAUUGGCACCAAGCGAUUCACACAUUUCCUGGUGUGUGAGGAGAGAAGCCUUCGACCACCACAAGCCAUUUUCUCAUUUUAUCUGACUGGAUAGCGAGAUGUGUUCAGAUGAAACUGUAGGUAUACAAAAGAUGAUAAUCAUAAUGUUUUAGGCAAUCUGUUGUUGCUGUAGCCAGGUAAGAGCAUUCAGUCCCAGAAAGCUAAUAAUGUUCAGGGGUUCUGAAAUGAUGUGCUGUGGACCGUCAGUGUGCCUUUUACUAAGCUGAGGUGUAUCUUAGCAUUUUGCUCAAGUGUAAAGGACCUUUGUAGAGGCUGAGCAAAGCUCUUUUGUGGCUACUCACAGCUCAAUGUAUAGAUUCUCCUUUUUUUUACCCCAAUUGAAAACAUGGCUGUGCUGUACAUUUUUGUCUUGCUGGAAUGCACAGCUACAUCAAAAAGGGUGUGAAUACCCUUAUUUGUUCUUGGGCCUCCUGUUUCUUCCUCCCAAAAGGAAUUUUUAUGCUAAGGUGCCUUUGAGCAAUAACUGCGCCAUUUGGCCAGUUGUUUGGGCUCUAUAUUUUGCUGACAUUACAUGAGGGUUAGUCAUUAUCAGCAUUUUAAAGAAAUCAUUACAGUGAAUGAAUGAGUUGUGUUUAGAGAUCAUCAGUGCCAUAUGAGAGCCUACACAAAUUCCUUCUGAUAUGUAAGGACCUGUGGUCAACGUGGUGGUUUCAUGUUUUUUAGACCAUCUUAGGUGUGGGUAUAAUUCGUAAUGUAUUGCUUUAGCAAAAAUUGAAAGAGCAUUUCAUUAAUUAAUUGUAUACUUUUUUCAGCUUGAUUUCCUUGCCGUUAUAUUAUCAAGAUAAUUUUGCUGUCACAUCCUCAGGUCUUAAGCUGUGUGCAUGCACACACAUGCAUGUACCAUGUGACUGUGUAUUUAUAUGUACUAAGAAGUGCCUUUAUUUGUGCAGAUGUGCACCUCCAUUUACUGUGACUUUGUCACACAAUGUAGCUUCAAGGUGCUAUUUUUUAUUGUGAACUACACUCAUACUUAAAGCCAAUAACAGUUUUGUAUAAAUUAGGUUUAAACUGGGGUAUAGUGAAAUGGUCAACUCAUGACGAAGACUGAUUUCUAUGCUGGGUUUACAAUUCAUUGUCGCCAUAGUAUGAUAAACAAAGCUGAAACUGUGAAACAGCUGUCUAAACCAAAACACUAACGUCAGGCGACUUCCAUCACAAGGAAUUAAAUGUAUAAAGAGGAAAAUGACUUGUUACUGAUGUUUGUAAAUUUUGUCUCCUGGUUGUAGUUAGUUAUACAGUAGAGGUUUAUGUAAUGAUACAUUGUGGGUUCCACAAUACUAGUAGUGCCUUUUUCCCUAUCAAACUUGUGACAGUAUGCUUUUACAUGCAUCAUUUUCCCACAGCUAGAUGUACCUGUAUAUCCACUGCCAAACUAUCUGUGGUAAGGAAAAAAUGGAAAUACAAAACAUGGUCCUGUUUCUAUGAGAAAGACUGCCUAGAAUUAUGUUGUCUUUUGAGAUAUAAGACAGACAAAAGCUAUGGUACACAGAUUCGUCCAUGUUUUCUACUUAUA